Messenger RNA from Punica granatum (pomegranate), 1451 nucleotides. The record is from RefSeq and is a predicted model, not a curated record. Lineage: Eukaryota; Viridiplantae; Streptophyta; Magnoliopsida; Myrtales; Lythraceae.
CCUCUUCUUCUUAUUCUUCUUCAUAUCUGCUCCACUGAUCGAUCCUCCCACUCAUCCCCUUCUCAUCCCUUUAAACCUCUUCCCCUCUCACUCCUCCUAUCUUCUUAUCCCCAAGCUUCAAAUCCAAUUAUAAUCCACCUAUCCCCACUUCACCAUUCAAUGCAUAUUCCCAUAAAUUGAUCGUGCAUGGUAUGAUUUAUAAUUAGGUCAAUACACAGCCAGUGGUCGUUGAUCGAUAAUUAGAACUAAUUAAAGGAAAGUGAAGACAUGAGCUUUGGGGAGUACUCUGAGGACGAUCUCGUGAGGGAGCUCCUCCACGAUGAUUCUCCGCUCUUCGCUCCCCUGGAGUUGCAAGGUCAUCAAUCCCAGUCUGUCCCAUCCGAUGACGAGACCAUCAAGAGGCUCAUUUCCACUGUCUACUCCGGGCCGACAAUCCAGGAUAUAGAGAAUGCUCUAUUCUUCAGCUCCCAAAAUAAACAUCACAAUGAAGAUCACUCCUUUUCGCAGCAGCCCAGAGGUGCAUGGUUCGGCCAGAGGGGAAUGAAUAGGGUUGAGAACAAGUAUACGCUGAGGAUUAAGAGCUGUGGCAGUAACGGGAUGACGGACGACGGUUAUAAAUGGAGAAAAUAUGGGCAGAAAUCCAUUAAGAACAGCCCUAACCCGAGGAGCUACUAUAAGUGCACGAACCCAAGGUGUAGCGCGAAGAAACAGGUCGAGAGGUGCAGCGAGGACCCCGACACCCUCAUCAUCACCUACGAAGGGCUCCACCUUCAUUUCGCUUACCCCUUUUUCCUCCUCGGCCCGAACCAACCAGUCGACCCUCCCGUAAAGAAGCCCAAGAAGACCAGCCCACAAACUGGAACAGAUCAGGCCCCCAAAGCCCAUCUGCAAGUGGAAGAGGCCCAUGGACCGCCCAGCCCCGUCCAAGACGGACCGAACCCCACCCUGCCGGAGGAAAGACCGGAAAGCCCGGCCCAGGAAGAAGGGAUGGGCUUGCUUGAAGACGUGGUGCCUUGGAUGAUAAGGUGCCCCAGGAGGACCAGCAACAGUACAUUUGCAUCAUCUCAUCGGCCUUCAGUUUCACCUCCGACUUCGCCUUCUUCCGUCUCUUGGUCUCCAGAUUAUCCGACCGAUCAGUUUUACGACAUCGGUAUAAAUAUGGCACUAAACGAGUUAAUCGAGAAAAGCAUUAUAUAGUUUCAUCAUUAGUUUAAGUAGUUGGAAUUAGAGUUUCAAUAAACUCAUAAAUGUGUAAGGACAACGGGUGUUCAUGGGGUAGGAUAUAUGCUAGAGCUAGCUGUCAUAAUUGAUUGUAUAAUAUUGAUAAAAUACUGCGUAGUGUCAUCCCACCAUAUAAUAUAUAUGUUAUUGAUUAUUAAUAUAUUUUAUGGCUUAAUGAGCUUGAGAUCAUGAGAUGCGGUUGGAGUAAGAACACAAACAGCAGAGUCUAA